Molecule: messenger RNA, 628 nt
Organism: Medioppia subpectinata
Lineage: Eukaryota; Metazoa; Arthropoda; Arachnida; Sarcoptiformes; Oppiidae
Source: the annotation of a GenBank genome assembly
GACACAAUAUCGACACUUAUAUGCGGGUUAUGUGCGCUCCUCUUCUCCGCACCCAAACCUAGUGUUUGUGGAGUUCGAUGACGGAGACAACGGACGCAUAGCUGUCGAUGACAUUCGACUUUUGCCACAAGACUACCCGCAGAUGAAGAUCAAUGCGGAUCCGUUCAAGAAUCUGGAGCGCAAGCGACGCAUGAGUUCUUCUGGCAAAGAGAGCCGUCACUCAAAACUCAGUCGUGAUAACUUUAAUGGCGACAAAAAAUCGUUGACUGAAGACAUGUCCAGCAGUUCUAUGCUUUUGAAAACUAAUUCAAACGAAGCAUCGGUUUCAUCAAAAACGAGUAAAAAGGAUUCAAAUAACCGGAGCAACAGUUCCACGAAUACAACCCCCGAUAGUCUAUCAAUGAAAUCAGAGCUUAAGAAAAAGAAGAAAAAGCACAACAAAGAGGAUCGACAUCAUAGACAUCAUCACAACCAUAAGCACCAUCAUUGUCGUCAUCACAAGAAAUGUAAAAAACAUAAAAAGUCGAGAGAAGAGGGCAGUAGUGCUAAUAGUUCGCAAAAUACGGGUAAAGAAGGCGGAGAAAAGAGUGACCAGAAUAACGAUCAAAAGAGUAGUAAAACAAUGAGA